AUUAUGUCAGCGUUUUGUUCAAAGUUUUCUCUACGUCGCUUUUUUGAGAUCUCUACAAUUAAAAGAGUAAAACAACAUCAUGUCUAUGCCGACAAAGCAAGCGCGUCCGGAAGAUCCAGAUGAUGUUGGUAUGUUUUGCAGUGAAGAAGUUGUGCGAAAACCUACGUGCGUACAAGUGCUUCCAGUAGUUAGUACCGUGGAGAAUCAGCUAACAACAUCUUCUGCUGCAUCAUAUACGUUGACAUCUUCCGGCGGUAAUGUUUCGGCAAAUACGUUUCAUACUGCCCCCAAUGAACAGCCACCAAUAUCAUCUGUUCCGUCGUCGGCGUUGAACGUUUCCGAUGAUGUUGCUGCUGCACUUGCACGUUUGUCAAGAAACGUUACUUGUGUUGCAAUGCAGCAGCCAAAUACAUCUUCGACGAUGAUGCCAGCUGGUACAGUUGUUUGCCCCGGUAGACAGCAAAUUCCAUCAUCUUCAUUGGUGAUGGCAUCCUCUAGUCCGGAUAGUGUUGUUGUGUCACGCCCGCCAGGAUGUGUUGUGCAUGCCGGAGCACAACGGUUGCCGUCGGCUGCAACGGUGGGGACAGCAUCCAGUGGUGUUGUCGCUGCUGUUCAUGCUGAAGGACAACGGCUUCCAUCGGCUGCAACGGUGGUCCCAGCAUCCAGGAGUGUUGUCGCUGCCGCCGGAGGACAACGGUUGCCGUUUCGAUCAACAAACGCAACUUCCAGCGGUGUUGUUGUUGCUGCACGUCCGCCAGGAAGGGUUGUACACGCCAGAGAACAACGGUUGCCGUCGGCUGCAACGGUGGGUACAGCAUCCAGUGGUGAUGUCGCUGCUGUUCAUGCUGAAGGACAACGGCUUCCAUCGGCUGCAACGGUGGUCCCAGCAUCCAGGAGUGUUGUCGCUGCGGCCGGAGGACAACGGUUGCCGUUUGAUCAACAAACGCAACUUCCAGUGGUGUUGAUGCUGUUGCAGCACGUCCGCCAAGAAGUGUGGUACACGCUAGAGGACAACGGUUGCCGUCGGCUGCAACGAUGGUGACCGCAUCCAGAGGUGUUGUCGCUGCCGCCGGAGGGCAACGGUUGCCGUCGGCUGCAACAGUGGGGACAGCAUCUGGAGGUGCUGUAGCUGCUGUUCAUGCUGGAGGACAACGGCUUCCGUCGGCUGCAACGGUGGAGACAGCAUCCAGGAGUGUUGUCGCUGCCGCUGGAGGACAACGGUUGCCGUUGGCUUCAACGAUAGUGACAGCAUCCGGAGGUGUCGCUGCUGCAGCAAACCCGCCCGGAAUGGCUAAAUGCUCCGCAGGACAACGGUUAUCGUCGUCUGCAACUGUUAUUGCAGCAUCCGGAGGUGGUUUUUCUGCUGCGACACGCCCGCAAGCAAGGAUUGUCAGCGCAGAUGUUCUCAAGCCAACAUCAGCUGUAUCAAUGAUGGAAGUUUCCAGCGAUGAUGCUUCUGCUGCAACACAGCCGCAAGAAGCAAGCCACCCGUCUUGCUGCUGUCCGCUUUGCCGAAAGCUGCUUAUUAGACAGGAUGAUCGAAAUGCACAAAUACUUGCUCUGUUAGAUGGACUUUCUUUAACAAUAAAUCCUAUGAAAGGACUUCGAAGGAAUGUAAAUACAUUUAAUAUUACUGUAGUGUCCGACGUGCAGCAGCUAGAUGAGCUGGAAGCUAAUUUGGAAAAUAAUGAAUUCUUUUUUUUUUGUUAUGUACAAAGAAUCGAUGCCGAUAUUACCAGUCAGGAUGCAUUCAAUAGGUUACAUGAGGCUUUGGAUAUCCUUUUCGAUAGAACAUUUUUCGCUUCUUGCAGUUGGAAAGGGUCAUCUGAAAAAAAAAUACCGUUUUGUAAUUACCGGCAUGUAUUACGUUUGCUUAGGGCUGUCGGAAAAAAUCACUUAGGGAUAGAAGUCGAUGACCUUUUUGUAGAAAAGUUUAUGAAAUCAAAGCUGGAGCAUGCUACUCAACGCUUGAAUUUGGA
Molecule: messenger RNA, 1979 nt
Organism: Anopheles merus
Lineage: Eukaryota; Metazoa; Arthropoda; Insecta; Diptera; Culicidae
Product: mucin-5AC-like
Exons: 2
Coding region: 80-1042 (320 amino acids)
Source: RefSeq, a predicted model, not a curated record